Molecule: messenger RNA, 810 nt
Organism: Trichoderma aggressivum f. europaeum
Lineage: Eukaryota; Fungi; Ascomycota; Sordariomycetes; Hypocreales; Hypocreaceae
Exons: 1
Coding region: 1-810 (269 amino acids)
Source: RefSeq, a predicted model, not a curated record
AUGAUCGCCGCGGCCAUGCGACUUGGACCAUUUCUUGCAAUUCGCUCUCUAGAAAAUGCUGCAACUCCAACCACGGAAUUUCCCCAGCAGACGUCUCAUCCAGUAUCAGAGGCCGCAACUCGAACAGCGGUAGAGCGAGACCAUUCGUAUGCGCCGGAUCCUACGUGUACUACUACUACACAGACAUAUCCGCUGCCCAGCCAAAGCAAUAACACCCAGACAAACAGCGCCCAGACCGGAAACGAUGGCCUUGACGCAACCAAGAUAGGUCUGAUAUCCGGCAUCACCUUGGGGAUACUGGUGGUGAUAGUGGCCAUAGGGCUCUUGAUAUAUAGCUUCAGCGGCCGAAACCCGAAAGAAGAAGCAGACGAGGAUGCGGACAUCAGGAGCUGCCAGGUAGAGCCAGGUACACCUCAUGGUCCAGCGCCAGACUUUCCCACUCAACAGAUGUACCAAACUGGCAGACACCGAUAUGCGCCUCUACCAAACAACCGGAACUCUACGUACUCGGACAUCUCCAUCUUGCCGGCAAUUCCUGAAAGAGCCCCUGCUAUGCUUGACCGGUGGGGAAGGGCGGAUUACAGCUUGCAGCCUUUGAUGGAUACUGCCGAGUUGGAGGAUGGAUAUACUUGGAACAGAUACCCCAGGAUGUCGGAACUGAAUCCGACGCCGUCCACAUACCGAAAGUCGGUGCAUUCACGACCAGCCGAAAUGGACAAUAAUAACCAUGCCGGAAACCCAAAACCCGUGCAUUUGAUACCCCGAAAGCAAGUUGGAAGUCCUGUUAAGCUGCCACGGUCGAAUGCAUAG